Molecule: messenger RNA, 789 nt
Organism: Prunus dulcis (almond)
Lineage: Eukaryota; Viridiplantae; Streptophyta; Magnoliopsida; Rosales; Rosaceae
Product: chaperonin CPN60-1, mitochondrial-like
Exons: 7
Coding region: 66-524 (152 amino acids)
Biological process (GO): protein refolding
Cellular component (GO): cytosol; mitochondrion
Molecular function (GO): ATP-dependent protein folding chaperone
Source: RefSeq, a predicted model, not a curated record
AGCAGAAUAAGAAAAGUGAUGCAGCUGCUCUUCUGAAGGAAAAGGAUGAAAUAAUUAAUCAAGUUAUGGCUGAAGGUGAAGAGCUUUCAAAAAAGCAGGCUGCUCAAGAAGGACAGAUUAGGAAAUUAAGGGCUCAGAUCAGAGAGUUUGAAGAAGAGAAGAAAGGGUUGAUUACUAAACUUCAGGAAGGUGAUGCUGCUGUUGCCGUUUCUGAGGAGGUGAAGAAGAACAACCAUGUAGAUGGGAAAACAUUGGACAAUGAGUUGGAGGUUGUUGAGGGAAUGAAGCUAGAUAGGGGCUACAUAUCCCCUUAUUUCAUCACCAACCAGAACAAUCAGAAAUGUGAAUUGGAAAAUCCUCUAAUCAUAAUCCAUGAGAAGAAAAUCUCAAGUAUUAAUGAUGUGGUUAAAGUAUUGGAGUUGGUUUUGCAGGUUAGCAUUUCUCUGGUUAGGUUCACUAGUUUCUUCGUUUUUACUAUGAAUUGGUUGACAAACUUUUGCUCCUUUUCAGAAGCAAAGUUAUGAUUUCAGAUCUGUAGAUAACCUGUUGUUGCUGAUAUUGCUACACGGGAGGAGAACAGAACAAGUUGGAAAAUGUGCAAGAAGGGAGAGCUAACUCAUACAACGAAGAACAAAUUGAUGAAGUUAAGAUCAAAUUAGUAGAAUUUGUGAGCUCUCCAUUAUUUAUAAUUAUAGGUAGGAAGUAUGUAUGUAAUAGAGCAAAGAUUGGUUGACUAUGUAAUAACAAUUGAAUUGUCAAGUUUUAUGAAAGAAAUAAUUUUUGCUUCUU